CGCUAGCGGCCUUCCGGCGGCUGCCCCCGGACUGGGCGGAGGCCCAGCCGGCGCCUCCCGCUGCCCACCGAGACCAGACUCUUUUGGUAACCAUGGCAUCUGGAGAUGACAGUCCAAUCUUUGAAGAUGACGAAAGCCUUCCUUAUAGCCUGGAAAAGAUGUCAGAUCUUGUAGCUGUUUGGGAAGUUGCUUUGAGUGACGGUGUCCAUAAGAUUGAGUUUGAACAUGGAACCACAUCAGGCAAACGCGUGGUGUACGUGGAUGGGAAGGAGGAGAUAAGAAAAGAAUGGAUGUUCAAAUUAGUGGGCAAAGAAACUUUCUGCGUUGGAGCCGCACAGACCAAAGCUACCAUAAAAAUAGACGCGGUCAGUGGCUUGGCUUAUGAGUAUACUCUGGAAAUCAAUGGAAAAAGUCUCAAGAAGUAUUUGGAGAACAGGUCAAAAACCACCAACACCUGGACGUUGCGCUUGGAUGGGGAAGAUGUAAGAGUGGUGCUGGAAAAGGACACAAUGGACGUGUGGAGCAACGGUAAAAAGAUGGAGACAGCAGGGGAGUUUGUAGACGACGGGACGGAAACGCACUUCCGAAUCGGGAGCCAUGACUGCUGCAUCAAGGCUGUGAGCAGUGGGAAAAGGAGGGAAGGGAUCAUCCACACACUGCUCGUGGACAACAGAGAAAUCCCCGAGUUCCUGGAAUGAGCCCACGUGACUGGACCUAAACGGAGGAAGCCAAGAUCAGGACUUGUCAAGGGCUGUGGCAGUUAAACGUGCUCGGUACUGACAUCUUAGCACAUUUAGUCGGCCAGGAUUUUAUUUUUUUAGUUACCGGAAACUGUUAACAUUCCCAGAACCAGGGGGAAUGGGAGUACCCCCCCCAAAAAUUAUGUACAAUCAUAAAAACUGCAAUUUAUUUUGUAAAUAAUGUAAAAUGUUUACUAAAGUGAAAUGAAAAUGAACCCAAAUCACUAAUGUUUUACUAAGAGGCACUUUUACUAGAAUAAACAGCAUAAAAUGAA
Molecule: messenger RNA, 1015 nt
Organism: Sorex fumeus (smoky shrew)
Lineage: Eukaryota; Metazoa; Chordata; Mammalia; Eulipotyphla; Soricidae
Gene: FAIM
Product: Fas apoptotic inhibitory molecule
Exons: 6
Coding region: 93-698 (201 amino acids)
Biological process (GO): canonical NF-kappaB signal transduction; negative regulation of extrinsic apoptotic signaling pathway via death domain receptors; positive regulation of neurogenesis
Source: RefSeq, a predicted model, not a curated record